AUGGUGCAAGCUCCACAAAGUGUUGUUCUGCGUCGAGAGGCGCAAAUUUCACCAUGGUUAGCCAUGGGUAGGGUGGACGUAUUGCGAGAUCUCCGCUCGGGAUUGAUCUGGGGGAGAUUCGGCGCAUUACGAGUCGCUCGUGAACGAUGUGGUCGUCGAGAGCUUGCCGCAGACCAAUUCCUAGUGCUGCGGAAAUUAGCAUCAUGUGAGAGGCUUGCUAAUCUUGCUGUGUCAUGGGCGAUCCUUUUACGAGUAGAUCCCUGGGGGUUGCGGUCUUCAACUUCUCGUUCCCUGUUUCGACCAGUUAUGCGUCGAGGACCGAUUUCCGCCAGGAAUCGCAUGGUGUCAUUAUCCGUGGUGGGAGUGCGUCCAGCAGUAGUUGUGCGGGUCGUCCUUUCAAUAGAUGAUUUUGGGGUGAGUCCCUUCCAUGGUUUCUGUGAUGAGCGUCUUCAAUCCUUCCUUGUGCUUAGGGACAAUUCCCGCUACAUGCCCACUAAUAAAAUCUGCUCCGGAAGUGAAAUCCUUCUGGUCCUUGAGCUUCUUGGGCAGCUUCUCCGUCCUCUCGUCCAGACGUAG
This is a messenger RNA of Aureococcus anophagefferens, 576 nucleotides long. RefSeq lists its product as hypothetical. Lineage: Eukaryota; Pelagophyceae; Pelagomonadales; Pelagomonadaceae. The record is from RefSeq and is a predicted model, not a curated record. The transcript has 3 exons. The coding region runs from base 1 to 576 and encodes 191 amino acids.